Messenger RNA from Sapajus apella (tufted capuchin), 3940 nucleotides. It is a transcript of the gene POU3F1, whose product is annotated as POU class 3 homeobox 1. Gene Ontology annotation, cellular component: nucleus. Bases 48 to 1403 code for a protein of 451 amino acids. The transcript has a single exon. Gene Ontology annotation, molecular function: DNA-binding transcription factor activity, RNA polymerase II-specific; RNA polymerase II cis-regulatory region sequence-specific DNA binding. NCBI's taxonomy places the organism in Eukaryota, Metazoa, Chordata, Mammalia, Primates, Cebidae. Gene Ontology annotation, biological process: brain development; regulation of transcription by RNA polymerase II. The record is from RefSeq and is a predicted model, not a curated record.
GGAGCGGAGCGGCGGCGGCGGCGGCGCGGCGCAGGGCGCGGGGCGGCAUGGCCACCACCGCGCAGUACCUGCCGCGGGGCCCCGGUGGCGGAGCCGGGGGCACCGGGCCGCUGAUGCACCCGGACGCUGCGGCGGCAGCGGCGGCGGCGGCGGCCGCCGAGCGACUGCACGCAGGGGCCGCGUACCGCGAAGUGCAGAAGCUGAUGCACCACGAGUGGCUGGGCGCGGGCGCGGGCCACCCCGUGGGCCUAGCGCACCCCCAGUGGCUACCCACCGGAGGAGGCGGCGGCGGCGACUGGGCCGGCGGCCCGCACCUAGAACACGGCAAGGCAGGCGGCGGCGGCACCGGCCGAGCCGACGACAGCGGCGGCGGCGGAGGUUUCCACGCGCGCCUGGUGCACCAGGGGGCGGCCCACGCGGGCGCGGCAUGGGCGCAGGGCAGCACGGCGCACCACUUGGGCCCAGCCAUGUCGCCGUCGCCCGGGGCCGGUGGGGGCCACCAGCCUCAGCCGCUCGGGCUGUACGCGCAGGCGGCCUACCCGGGGGGCGGUGGCGGCGGCCUGGCCGGGAUGCUGGCGGCGGGCGGUGGCGGCGCGGGGCCGGGCCUGCACCACGCGCUGCACGAGGACGGCCACGAGGCGCAGCUGGAGCCGUCGCCGCCGCCUCAUCUGGGCGCCCACGGACACGCACACGGACAUGCACACGCGGGCGGCCUGCACGCGGCGGCGGCACACCUGCACCCGGGCGCGGGCGGCGGCGGCUCGUCGGUGGGCGAGCACUCGGACGAGGAUGCGCCAAGCUCGGACGACCUGGAGCAGUUCGCCAAGCAGUUCAAGCAGCGGCGCAUCAAGCUGGGCUUCACGCAGGCCGAUGUGGGGCUGGCGCUGGGCACGCUCUACGGUAACGUGUUCUCGCAGACCACCAUCUGCCGCUUCGAGGCCCUGCAGCUGAGCUUCAAGAACAUGUGCAAGCUCAAGCCGCUGCUCAACAAGUGGCUGGAGGAGACCGACUCGUCCAGCGGCAGCCCCACCAACCUGGACAAGAUCGCGGCGCAGGGCCGCAAGCGCAAGAAGCGCACGUCCAUCGAGGUAGGGGUCAAAGGCGCGCUCGAGAGCCACUUUCUCAAGUGCCCCAAGCCCUCGGCGCACGAGAUCACCGGCUUGGCCGACAGCCUACAGCUGGAGAAGGAGGUGGUGCGCGUCUGGUUCUGCAACCGGCGGCAGAAGGAGAAGCGCAUGACCCCUGCGGCCGGCGCGGGCCACCCGCCCAUGGACGAUGUUUACGCGCCUGGGGAGCUAGGGCCCAGCGGGGGCGGCGCAUCGCCACCCUCGGCGCCCCCGCCGCCCCCGCCGGCGGCGCUGCAUCACCACCACCAUCACACACUGCCCGGCUCUGUGCAGUGACCCCGCGGGCCGGACCCCCGCCGGCGCGCUGCAGGGCGCGGGCGCGCAGCCCGCCCGCGCGGCCUGGACUCUUUUUGUUCGGUUGCUUUGGAUUUUACAAAAAAAAAAAAAAAAAAGCCCAGAAACUUUCGAACAAAACCAAACACCCGGACGACCCUCUCUGGUGAGCGGCGAAGACGGCCAGUAGGCUGCGUCGCCCGAGCCCCGGGAGAGAGGAGCGAAGAUCCGGAACUCGCCAACUCACCCCGGGCAUCCUGCCCGUCGCCUGCUCUCUGCCCCCAUCCCCUCGACGACCCCCGCCCCUGCCCCCCGGGCUGUUCGGGGCCGGAUCCCGGCAGCGGCCUCCCCAAAGCGACAGGUAACGCGGUGCGGGGUUAGGGAUUCCCCGGGAGAGAGGACGAAGCGAGGAGAGUUCUCCAUCCCCUCUCCCGGCGUGGACUCCUGAGCCUGCGGGUCCAGGGUGGGGGGGGCUGUCACUUUAUUCGCUAGAAGCCUCUUCUCUCCUAUAAGGAUGCGCCCCACCCCCUUUUCCCCUUUCUCCGGGCUUGGUUUUUUACGGUUUUUAUUUAUUCGUGGAGCCUCUCGGCUCCUGGGGUCCUUCUAACUCCGCCCGCGCCCUUAAUUUAAAUCGCUGUAUACUGUAUUUAUCGGGGCCCCGGAGGGGAGGUCGCGAGAGCCGCGUCUGUGUAUAAAAGCAGGAAAUAGCCAAAGCUUUAAUCUAGCCUAAUUUAUUUUUCCCUUUAUCUUUGCCUACCCUCCCCUCAAAAAAAAGAAAAAAAAAAAAAAGAAAAAAAAAAAACUAACAAAAAAAAUUUCGAGUGUUCAUUUUUCGUUUCGUUUCAUCCGAGCCCCGGCUUGGUUCCCGGUCACGCGGGAGGGGUCUGCGCUCCCACACACCCAGAUGGGAAGGGACUUCUGCCCUGCUGCAGACCGACCGCCGCACGGCAGGGGCCCCUGCUCCCCGCGGGGCCCUGCCCUCCUGGCCACACCAAACGAAACUUGGAAAAGUUGGAGAGAUUUUUUUUUUAACCAGCUGUAGAAAUAAGCCGUUCCCUGAGAACCCUCCGCCUGAUUCCCUGCAGCUUCCCUCUGCUCCCUUUCCAGCCCGCCGGGAUGCGGGAUGCCAGGGGAGGCUGGGAGAAAAAUUCCCCAACUUUGGUGAGGUGGGAACCAUGUAAAUAUGUGAGAUAUGUACACACUGGCGGGGAGAAGAAACAUUUUGUGCUUGGUUUUUAUUUUUGGUUUUCCGGGCUACCCUUCCUUCCUACCCUAAAGGAUUUUGUACACUGACUAAUCCGAAAAAGAUAUUUUAAUAUGAUUUCCGAAUUUCUGACCCAUCUCUAUUUAUUUUCUGGAUGUGUUUGGAGCUUCCCCUUUCUCCAUUUCUUUUUCUGUUUGUUAAGGUUUGAAUUUAAAUUUUGUUAUUUUAUUUUUAUUAUUUUUGAAACAAUGUUUCGGUGCAUUCUCUUUGUAUCUUUAUUGCAAAAAACAAAAAUAAUAAUGUAGACUGGGAAGUUCCCUUUAUAUUUAUGUUAUAGUAAAUAUUUUAUUACUCACAUAAACAUGUACCCCAGGGCUGUGUCCUGUCCUCUUUACUGCUAGGGCUUGGUGGGUUUGGGGGUGAAGUGAUGGCAUACCCUGCUUCACCUCCCUAAAGUUCUGAUCUCACUAAGAGAGAUCUUGGAGGAAGAUGACUGUGCAGACCUAGAUGGAUAUCAGGCCGUGGGCAACAGUUGGGCCCCUGCCUCAUGCCCAUCAGUUUAGGGAAGAUGAAGCCACUUCAUGUCCCCCUGCUGUAGACAGACUCUCCUAGACCAAACCAGGGCCUGGGACAGUGAGCCAAAGACACCACAUGGAAUUCGGGUCAGCCAUCGCUCAUGCACAACUCGACUGCUCUUCUCGGCCAAGAAAGAAGCCCACCUCGGCCUGGGUCACCAGCCUAGAAUCUAUAAUUCCCCACCUGACACCUCAACCCCCAACUUUCAUUUCACCUUGCACUCUAUAUGAGGGGUCUGGGCCAAGUUCACCAUUCCGGGUCCUAGGGCACCUGGCAGCCUGGUCAGGCCCCACCAUCCUACUCUCCAGCAGGCUCUCCACUCAAAAACAAAUGGUGCACAAGCCUCCCUGGAUCCACUGGAAGUUCCAACAGCUUAGAUAGAGGUCGGUUUUGUGGUCCUGUAUGAGCUGGGUCAGCCUGGGGAGGGAGCCCUGCCAAUUUGCUUGGGCAAAGCCAGUCCUACUUCUCUGCAAAAACCACUGCCCCAGCUUUCUCUUGGGGAGAAGUGGAGGCAUGGGCAACUGUGCCACCAGAAAGACCUGAUGUCUCCUCUCCAAGCGUGGGUACCCAAGACUGCUGUAGGGAGUGCAGCCGAGAGCAUAGACAUUCUCAGAUGCUGUCUUCUGGAGCGAGUCAGGGUGUCUGGGGGCAGAUCUGGCUCCAGGAGCAGAACCCCACACUACCUGUGUUCCAGUCACAAUCUUAUUUUCUCCUUUAAAACAACUGUUCUUAAAAACACUAAUAAAAGAGCUCUUCCUGC